GCACAUUGUGUUUGCGUUCGUUACCCUACUACUGUCUUCAUCUGCAUCAGGCGGUUCAUCACACAAGUUGGAUUUCAGUAUGCCGAGCAACAAACACAGGCAACACAGGCCUGCUCCGCACCAGUCAGGUGGUAGCAAACACCAUAGCAGCAGACACAGGCACAGUGAGCACAUGUCCAACCCAGCCUUUUCCUACUACCCACGAGAGGAGAUGCUUCACUUCUAUAGCUGGACUUCACCACCUGGUGUGAUGAAGAUAAUGUGCAUCAUCAUCAUCAUCAUGUGUGUGGCUGUGUUUGCCUGUGUGGCUGCCACACUGUCCUGGGACUACGAUAUGAGCCUCAUGGGUCUGGGAGGUGGAGCUGGCUUAAUGCCAGGUUAUGGCGGCUCGAAUGGCGGCUCUUAUGGCAGCUCUUAUGGUGGCAGCUCAUAUGGAGGCGGCUCUGGCACUGGCGGAUUCUAUGGCUAUGGAGAAACACAAAUGGAUCCUAAAGCUGGCAAAGCCUUCAUCAUCGCCAUUUCUGGCAUUACCUUCAUAGCUGUGCUCAUCAUAUUUGUGUUGGUUGUUUCGAGGCAAAAUACUGCCCGCUCAUCAAAGUUCUACCUAGCAACCAUCAUCAUCUGUGCCAUUUUGGCAUUUCUGAUGAUCAUCGCCACUAUCGUCUACCUGGUGGCAGUGAACCCAACAGCUCAGUCCACGGGGUCUGUCUACUACAGCCAGGUCAUCCAACUGUGUGCUCAGUACCAGAACCAGAACCAAGCCCAGGGCAUCUUCAUCAACCAGUACCUCUACCAUUACUGUGUGGUGGAGCCUGAAGAGGCCAUUGCUAUCGUCCUCGGCUUCCUGGUGUUUGUUGCCCUCAUUAUCCUGCUGGUGUUUGCAGUCAAGACUCGCUCCGCGAUCAGGCGCUGGGGCCGGGAUCGAAUUCUCUGGGAGGAAGUGCAGGCCGUCAAUAAUGGUCACAACAGCGUUGGGGAGUGGGUAAAAAACGUGUCUAGUGACCCAGAGGUGCUGUUGAAUAACCAUAAUCCCACAGUCAGAGGGUCAAGAGACUAUCUGGAUGAGCUGGAUCACAACAAGCCUCUUUACCUCCCAGGAGACUCAGACAUCAGCAGUUCUGUGGGAAUCCUAAAGGCCAAGAUGAAGGACUAUGACACUGGUGUGGAGUCUGGAAAUAACCUGGAGGAGGAGGACUUCUCUGUUUUGUUUCCUUCAAUUGUGGAUGAGCAAGAGCGUCUGAUCUACAAAAAGGAAUUUGACCACGAACACCGGGAAUACAAGAGCCUGCAGGCUGAGCUGGACAGCAUAAACCAGGACCUGGCUAGCCUGGACAGAGAACUGCACCAACACCCUGAUGGCAGUCCACAGUUCCUGGAUGCCAUGCAUGAAUACACCAGACUGAAGAAUCUUAAGAAGUCCCCAGACUACCAGAUUAAAAAGAAGAGGUGUAAAUAUCUGAGGUCAAAACUCUCGCACAUCAAGAGAAAGAUCAGUGAAUACGACCGCCGGCCUUAAACCAUCACCUCUGACUGCCUUAUGCAGGGAACAAAUGCAGAGACACAUUUUAAAUCCCCCCUAUUGUGUUUGAGUGUAUCAUAAACCAAUGUGGGAUUAUUAUAUUGGAAGUCUAUUGCUUUUAUAUUACAUCUGUAUCAAGCCAAUCAACUGUGAUUUUUUUUUUUUCACCAGGGGUUAAGGGUUGAAGGGUCUUUGAUCAAUUAUUCAACCUCUGUGAGUUUCAUGAAGAGCUUUUUUAUGUUUAGGCUAGAAAGUGAAAUGUAAAUUGAGAUGUUUUUGUUUCAAUAUUUGUUACUUUUAUGAAUUAUGCUUCUUUUAUAGCCUUUUUAAAAACAUGUUGACCGUUUCAUGUAGGCCUACAAUGAAGGAACAGAUAAUAUAAGACAUGAAUUUGCUCGAUAUCAUAAAACCACUGACCAUCCCUUGUAAAUAAUGUUCACUUUUAGACUUUUUUCUGUACUUUUUAUUGCUUUAGUUCAGUAAAUGGUGAAAUAUAUUUGUGAUUGUAAGUUAUUAUCAAAGACCUUUUGUCACGGUGGAUAUUAAAUGGAGAAACCCAAGUAUAAUUAA
Molecule: messenger RNA, 2089 nt
Organism: Etheostoma spectabile (orangethroat darter)
Lineage: Eukaryota; Metazoa; Chordata; Actinopteri; Perciformes; Percidae
Gene: oclnb
Product: occludin b
Exons: 9
Coding region: 80-1516 (478 amino acids)
Biological process (GO): bicellular tight junction assembly
Cellular component (GO): cytoplasmic vesicle; apical plasma membrane; bicellular tight junction
Source: RefSeq, a predicted model, not a curated record